Molecule: messenger RNA, 918 nt
Organism: Penicillium atrosanguineum
Lineage: Eukaryota; Fungi; Ascomycota; Eurotiomycetes; Eurotiales; Aspergillaceae
Product: RTA1 domain-containing protein
Exons: 2
Coding region: 1-918 (305 amino acids)
Cellular component (GO): membrane
Source: RefSeq, a predicted model, not a curated record
AUGGAUAUCGACUUUCACCCCGGUGUAAACGGGUCCAGUCCCUAUGUCGACUUCUACCCGUAUACACCCUCAGCCACAGCCGGGUAUGCAUUUAUGGCCUUAUUCGGUCUCGUAACUGUUGUCCAUCUCGUCUUGAUGUUUCCGUUCCGCGCCGCAUAUUUCAUUCCCCUCGUUCUAGGUGGUGUUUGCGAAACAUUCGGAUACUACGGUCGGGCAUGGUCCCACGAAAGCAGAACAGAAAUCUCCUCAUGGGCCCUCCAGGAAAUGCUCAUCCUAUGCUCCCCUCCUCUCAUCGCCGCAACAGUCUACAUGGUCCUUGGUCGAGUCAUCCGCUCUUUUGGCGCUGAACACCUGGCCAGCAUGCGGCCCAAGAAGAUCACAGUCAUCUUUGUACUGAACGAUGUCUUGUGUUUCCUUACACAAAUCGGCGGCGCAGGGGUCCAGGUCACUGGAGACCCAAAUGUCAUGAACAUCGGCAAGAAAGUUGUCCUCGCAGGACUGAUAUUCUCUCUAAUUGUCUUCGUCUUCUUCGUUUGGAUUGCGGCAACCCUGCAUCGCAGACUACAGAAAGCUCCUACAAAUAUUCUGAUCAGGAAUCCGGAUAUUCAUUGGCGACGAUACAUGCUGGCUCUCUAUGUUGCCUGCUUUGCGUUGAUGGUUCGCAAUCUUGUUCGGACAAUUCAGUUCGGGGCUAGUGAGACUUCGCCUGUCAAUAACAAGGAGGUUUAUAUCUAUGUCUUCGAUGGGUUUCUUAUGUUCUUUUCUAUGUUUGUGCUGAUCGUUUAUCAUCCUGGGAGACUUAUCAAGAAAGCUCGUCAUUUGGGCAAGGUUGCUGAUUUCCAUGAACCUCUUACGAGCGAGAAUAGGAUGUCAGAUGUUCCUUUGACUAAGUAUGAGCCUCGGAUGAUGGCAGUCUAG